This is a messenger RNA of Acipenser ruthenus (sterlet), 6697 nucleotides long. RefSeq names its product PDZ domain-containing RING finger protein 4-like. The transcript has 10 exons. Gene Ontology annotation, molecular function: protein binding. Bases 84 to 3251 code for a protein of 1055 amino acids. Lineage: Eukaryota; Metazoa; Chordata; Actinopteri; Acipenseriformes; Acipenseridae. The record is from RefSeq and is a predicted model, not a curated record.
AACAUCUCGUACAGAUACGCGGGGCUCGGGGAAACUUUCCAAAUUCACUAAUCACCGACCAGAAUAUAUAUAUAUUUUAAAUCAUGGGGUUUGACUUGGAUCGGUUUGCAGAAGACGUGGACUCUGACUUAAAAUGCAAACUGUGCGCAAAAGUUCUGGAGGAGCCGCUGUCCACCCCGUGCGGACACGUUUUCUGUGCUGGCUGUUUGCUACCUUGGGCGGUACAGCAGAGACUCUGCCCGCUGCAGUGUCAGUCCAUCUCUGCUAAGGAACUUCACCAGGUCCUUCCACUGAAAAAUCUCAUCCAGAAGCUGGACACCAGAUGUGAUUAUCAUGCCAGGGGCUGUGCAAAGACAGUCAAACUGCAGGAAUUGAGAGAUCAUGUAGAAAUGUGUGAUUACAGUCCAGCCCAGUGCAGGAAUAAGGGCUGCAAAGAGGUGCUCAAUUUAAGAGACAUGGACUCUCACAUGAGGGAAAGCUGCGAUUACAGACCCGUAGGAAUCUGUCAGAAAGGGUGCGGAUUGGUACUGCUCCAUAAGGACCUGAUCCAGGGAAAUCACUGCUGCCUCCGGGCACUGAGAGCCCAGAAUGGGGCGCUACAGGUAAAAAUGUCCAGCUUGGAGCAAGACACGAAGAAGCAGACUGUCAAAUGGAGCAAACGAGAAAAAUCGUUGCUGGCUCAGGUAUCAGCACUUCAAAAUGAAGUGCAACUCACUGCUCUGAGGUACCAGAAGAAAUUUAACCAGUACAUGAUCCACAUCAACAACAUUACUAAAUAUGUUGCAAGCCACUGCAAGGGAGGAGAACAAAAAACACUUAAUAUAGUUCUUCACAGAGAAAGUGACAGUCUGGGAUUCAACAUCAUUGGAGGAAGACCGUGCCAGAAUCAAGAAGAUUCUACUGCCGAAGGAAUUUAUAUUUCAAAAAUCUUGAAAAAUGGCUCAGCGGACAGAGCAGAUGGACUUCAAGUUCACGACAGGAUUGUGGAGGUCAAUGGGAGGGAUCUGUUGAAGGCCACGCAUGAGGAAGCAGUAGAAGCCUUUCGCAGUGCCAAGGAACCAAUUGUAGUUCAAGUUUUAAGAAGAACUCCCAUCACAAAGAAUCAUGGGACAUCUCAGGAAAUCCAUCUGGUGGAUGUUUGCACUCAGACAGACAUUACUUUUGAACACAUUAUGGCUCUCUCCAAGUUAAGGCCAUCAACUCCUCCCGUACCUGACAUCUGCCCUUUCCUGCUCUCUGACAGUUGUCACUCACUACAUCCAAUGGAGCAUGAAUAUUAUGAAGGAAACGAGUUUCUCUCGAGCAUGCCUGCUGAUGCAGACCGGACAGAGGAGUUUGAGUAUGAGGAAGUUGAACUGUGUCGUGUCAACAGCCAGGAAAAGCUUGGAUUUACCUUGUGCUAUAGGACUGAUGAUGAUGAGGAUAUGAGCAUCUAUGUCAGUGAGGUUGGCCCAAACAGCAUUGCUGCCAGAGAUGGUCGUAUCAAAGAAGGGGAUCGAAUUUUACAGAUAAAUGGUCAUGACGUCCAGAAUCGCGAGGAAGCAGUGGCAUUACUCUCAAGUGAAGACUGCCGAAAUAUUGUGCUGCUGGUUGCCAGACCAGAAAUACAGCUGGACGAAGGCUGGCUGGAUGAUGAGAGAAAUGAAUUCUUAGAAGAGCUGAAAAUGGAGAUGUUGGAGGAACAACACCACGAAGCAAUGCAGUAUACAGCCAGUGAGCUGGAGCAGCCAAAGAAAAGUGAGGAAGAUGGUGGAACGACAGACACGGCCACCACCUCAUCCAACACCCAGGAGAAGGACAGCGGGGUGGGCCGCACCGAUGACAGUGUGCGCAACGAUGAGAGCUCUGAGCAGGAGAACCUGGGGGACAGCCAAAAGCAAGUUUCGCUGCAGGACAAACGAGAGCUGGGCCAGAGUCAGGACACGCUGGUGAGCAAUGAGAUGCCGUGUAACGAGAGCUGUGUGUCUGGUGAAUAUAUCGACUCGGACUGCACUGCAGCCCAGGACGAGGACUGCGAGAGGUUCCGCCAGCUGCUGAAGCUCAAAUGCAAGAUAAGAAACAGCGGCGAGUAUGACCUUUACUACAGCCGCAGCAGUACCAUCGAAUGCAACCUCAAGGAACCAAAUGGGGUAGAACGGGAGCUACAGCUGCUCAACGAAGAGCUCCGUAACAUUGAGCUGGAGUGCCAGAAUAUCAUGCAGGCUCACAAGCGUCAAAAUGCAAGGGAUCAAUAUGCUGAUGUCUGGUCAAUCGAAGAGGAAGGCUAUCGAGAUUAUAACACCAGUGAUGACUUGCAGAGAGCUAAGCUAGCGGAUAUCAUAGAGCAUCCAGAAAAAUCGGACAAGGACAGCUCCAGUGCGUACAACACAGCAGAGAGCUGUCGCAGUACGCCACUGACAGUGGGCCACUCACCAGAUAACUCUUUGCAGCGAAUGAUCAACAUUACGAACAAGAAGAAUCUGAGGAGUACCAUUGCAGCAAACCAAAUGACUGCCAGACAAGACAGCAAAGAGGCAUGUCUGGCUAAAACUAAAAGUUCAGACAGUUCAGCAGAGCAGCAGGAUAAUGCGCCUGAAAGCAAUAAACUUACUGAGCAUGAGAGGUCCAGUAUUCCACAGAUUCCAUAUCUUUCACCAUGCCACAGUUCCCAGUACAGACAUACCAAUAUACCCACUCACGCCAGGCACUACCAGAGCUACAUGCAUCUCAUCCAGCAGAAGUCUGCCGUGGAGUACGCCCAGAGCCAGCUUAGCCUUGUGAGCAUGUGCAAAGACUUGCAGAAGUUUGCAGAGCCUAAAAUGGAGUGGAAGGUCAAAGUCCGUAGUGACGGGACGAGAUACAUCACAAAGAGGCCAGUGAGGGACAAAAUUCUGAAAGAGCGUGCCUUGAAGAUCAAAGAGGAGCGCAGCGGAAUGACGACAGAUGACGACACAAUGAGCGAGAUGAAGAUGGGCAGGUACUGGAGCAAGGAGGAGAGGAAGCAGCACUUGAUGAGGGCCAAAGAGCAGAGGAGACGGCGGGAGUUCAUGAUGCGCAGCAGACUGGAAUGCCUCAAGGAAAGCCCUCAAAGUGGCAGCGAAGGGAAAAAGGAAAUAAACAUUAUUGAACUGAGCCACAAAAAGAUGAUGAAAAAGCGAAAUAAGAAAAUCUUGGACAAUUGGAUGACAAUCCAAGAACUGAUGACCCAUGGGGCCAAGUCUCCCGAGGACCCACAAGUACACAAUGCCUUCUUGUCUGUUACUACUGUAUAAUAUGGACUCUACCAAAUUCGGUAAAAUUUAAUUGCCUCGUUCAAUGUGGCAUUUUUUAAAAAGUUUUUCACAGUUUAUAACCUGAAUACUUUUUGUAAACAUUUUUUUUUAAACUUUGUUUUCAUGUUUCUUUUUCCUUCAGCUUAAUUGGUUUCCUUAUUGUUUUAAAACUUAGUUUUUAUUUGUUUUAGUUUAGUUUUUUUUUUUAAAUAGACCCACUACUAAUUCAAUUUACUACUUAAAAAAAAUCUAACAAUAAGCCAAGCACAAGCAGUAAUAGAAUUUAAUGGAAGUUUGAGACUAGUUCAUGAAAGUUAAUCUUAACUAAUCAGAAAAUCUAAAUAAACCACCUAGAUUUCGUUAUAUUUGCCUUGGGACCUUAAUAUUUUAAAAAGUCUAUCCACUGGUCAGGCAAUAGCGCCUCAGCCUAUCAUCUUUAUGCAUAUUAUAUGCCUCAAUAAAUUAAAAUUUGAAUUCAGUUGUGGGGUUUGUCUGAAAUACUGAAACACAAAAAACACAGAAUUAUGUAAAGCUUUAAACAUCCAUAUGUAUAAAUAUUCUGCAACAGUUUCCUACUGGAUUGUAUGUAAUAUAACUUAUUGUUUUUUUUAUAUUUUGUAAUCGACCCAAAGGAGGUUCCUUUGUAUUGUAUGGGCUGUAUGUAUAAAAGUAUUUGUUUGUAAAUACCUCUUUUCGUGGUACGUACAUGUUUCAUUUAGGAUUCAGAGAUGUAUAAAUGAUGUUCACUGUUUUGUAUUGUCUUUGUCGUUGUGUAUGCUCAGUCAACAACAGUUAUACUUUCAUGUCCGUUAGUUCUUCAGUUAACCUUGCGUGUGGUUCAGGGGACAGGAGCUAGUGCACCUCCCCCGUUCUGUCCCGCCAAAAUAUCAUCAAUCUCCCAAUUUAAACCCCCAAGUCACACCUUUAUUCUCUGUCUUGGGUUUUUCAUUUCCACCAUUCUUACUCCUCCACUAUACUGCUCUACCUCUGCAAUGGUCUCCCUCUGGAGGAACUGAAGCUCACUUCCCAACCUUAGAGGCCCAGGCACUGGCCUCAUCCUCCGCCAGGAAGAUUCUCUGUGAACCAGAGGAGACCCCUGGCCAAAUCUAUCCAAACUAACACUUUUGUUUUCCAGUUCUCUGCCUACUGUAGAUUUCCCAUGGGGGAAAUAAUGCUUGCUUCCCAACCUUAGAGGCCAGUCGGUUCAGUCUCACCCCUGCGACGGUGGCUCUUCGCGAGCCAAGGGGAAACCCUGUCCUCUUUUCUAAGUCACAAAGCACUUCUCUCUUAUUACAAUUCCUGAGGUUCCAUCUCCACAUAGCCCUUGAUUGUGUCCUGUGAAACUUAAGUUGGAUGUAUAAACUUCCAUCUUUUCAUAUCUUUGUAUGCAGCCAAAUUAUUUACGCUUCCUCCAUUAUUACGUUUAACUAUGUUACUUCCAGAUCAGAGUUUUUUUUAUUUUUUAUUAUUGUUAUUUGUAUAUUUUAGGCUUAUAUGACUGUAUGUGUGGGCUAUUAUUCUCUCCCAGCAACUAAUAAUGAGGGCUUGUGUGGCCAAGAUUCCUAUCAACAGGCAGAGACAAAGACAGCUGAGAGUAUUUAAACCCUGAAAUAUGUCGGGACAUUUGGAUACUCAAGCCCCCAUUGACAAAGUAGCACUCAAUCCCUUACACCCCAACAUUCCAACUUUCAAAAAUGACAGAGACAUACAUGUGCACCUACACGGUAUAAAAAAUAAAAACAAACAUACAGUAUUCACACAUAUGGUCCUAUUUAUUAUUAUUAUUAUUUAUUUAUUAGCAGACACCCUUAUCCUGGGCAACUUACAAUUGCUACAAGAUAUCACAUUAUUUUUACAUACAAUUAAAUUAUUUUUUACACAUUAUUUUUUACAUACAAUUACCCAUUUAUACAGUUGGGUUUUUACUGGAGCAAUCUAGGUAAAGUACCUUGCUCAAGGGUACAGCAGCAGUGUCCCCAUCCACCCACAACCCUCCGGUCAAGAAUCCAGAGCCCUAACCACUACUCCACACUGCUGCCCAUGAUUAUAUACAUGGUAAGUGGGAGCAUCAAGCAUCAAUGCUUGAUGCUCCCACUUAAAUGCAUUCAAGGUCCCAAGCAGCAAAAAACAUAUGCCAUGGCAUUUGUUAUAAGGCGAUAAAAUACAAAACUUGGAAGCUAAGUUGUACUUGAAUACGAAAAUGGUCACUUGUUGAUCACAUACCUCAAUUUGACCUCACAUAAUAUAUGCUAAUGAAGGACGCUGUUGUAUAAUGAACCUCCAUAUUGCUCUUUUAUUGUUUAUUCUCAACUUCUUACAGCGGCCGCUGCUGCUGAAUCAAGACAGGUUUACAUAUCACAGAUAAGUUAAAAACUCCAUGAUGCAAACAACCUUUAUAAAUACAGCCCUUUGUUUUUAAAUAGAAUGCCAAAACCAUACCUUGCAUACUGUCCUAUAUACUAACAUUCAGCAAAAUGGUGCUUGAAGUGUUCUCUGCUAAGAGUAUAAACUGUUUCAUACACUUUUCUAAUAGCCCCCCCCCCCCCCCCCCCCAAUAACAUAUUGUACAUUACAACUGUAAAUUGAAACUGUAUUAGUCCCAGUCAAGUGUAGGUGGACAAUUUUUCAAUAAUGUGUAUUAGAACUGAUCAUGUAGUCAGGUAAAUAUGUGGUUAUUGUGAAAAUAAAAAUAAAUUAUUGUUUACCGUCAAAGAAAACCUACAGCCAUUUCACAACUUUUCUUCACUGUUUUUUGUUCCUAACAGAUAUAACGGUUAUGUACUAAACAUUCUUACAAGUGUCUUUUAAUGUCUUGCCAAGAUACUGGUUCCAGAUACAGUAAUACCAGCUAGCCAGCUAUUUUUUGCUAUUUUUACAUUAGCAUUGGCUAGAAAUAGAUCCUGGAAAGAUCCUGGCAGAGCAGUGAAAUUAAUCAAUACUUGAAAUUCAAUAGAUUUGAUUUUGUUUUGUUUUCAAAUGAGGUUAAUAACAACGUAAAUCACUGUACCUACUACAAUAGAACAUUUGACUUUUUUACUUUGUCCAGAUAAGAAAGGACCAGUUAGUGUUGUCUUGCAUUACUAAAAACUCAAAAUCCCUAUCACAGCAAUUAAUGAAGACAUUAUAAAGUGUUAAACACCUUUUCAAGUGCUAGUGACUAUAGAAAAUAUAAAAGACACAGAUUGGUUUAUAACAGAUAUUCACAGGGAUGACAAGGUUUUUGUUACAUAUUCAGUUGAUUUUAACUGGCAAUCUGCAGACUUUUUUUCUUUUCUUUUUUUGUUAAAUCUAAUGUUAUGAAAUAAAAUAAAUAUAUGACCAAAAAACAGGUUCAAAUUCACUGUGCAUUCACCCCAGUUCCAAUUUUUAAGCAUUUGCAUUCCAGAAAUAUUGCUGUCUUUCAUUAUUGUAGUUUAUGGAAGAUUAUUGCAGAAUGUGCCCAGCUC